CAUAAAAACACAAAACAUAAAAAAUAAAAUAAAAUACAAAAACUAUUGAGGAGGAUAUUAACAGUGGUAUUUUGGCAAAAUGGUUAAGAUGGCUAAGGGGGCUGUGGUUCCAGCUACGGAAGCACCUGGUCUCAUAAGCGAAGCCGAAAUGAUGGAGCGACAAAAAAAUUACACCAUCCGACUGCAUGACAUUGGUGCCGCUUGUUCCAACUUCAAGAAUUCACUCGCUCAAUUUAGAAAUCUGGAGGAAGAACGGACGAAUCAAGAGCGCUGGGAUCAGUUUACCCGGUGUGAUGGGUUGCCCAAAGUCCGAUCUCCAGUCGAGAUUAGAACUUUCUUGGCCAAGAUUCGUCACUUUGAAGAGAUCGAAACCCAGAACUCCAUUGACUGGACUCUGGGGGUGGAUGAGCGUAGUAUUCUUACUCAAAAUAUUUAUACGAAGGACCUUACACGAUCGACAUUGGAGAAAACGUCUGUAGACAAUCCGGGCUCAUAUUUUGAGAAGAAUUUAAAGAAUUGCCUGGAAGUAUUGCGACAGGUGGAUGUUUUGAUGGACAACGAGGUGGAAAUGGAGCGCAUAAAUUUUAAAGUGCAAAUGGAUCUCAUGGAGGUUUACGGAGACGUCCAAAGGGAGAUCGAAAACCUCUUUGAUCGUCUUACUUACAGGAUAUUGCGAAUGCAGAAGGUUUACAUGGAAUCCAUUAAUGGUAUAGUGGCUAGGUGGAGUUACUCAUGUGAUCAAUGGCGCAUGGAUCUUUGGGGUCUUUACAACGUUCCCAUAAUCUUUGAGCAGUUGGACGUUCCAUUAAUGUUGGCCGACUUUAAGGCCACAGGUGUCCAGGUUCAGAUACCGGUGAGCGUCCUCUGGGAUUGCGUCACCCUUCGCUGUGUUCACACCAAUUUUGACCACCGUUCCGAGGACGCCAAGAGCUACGAACCACUGACGAUGGACACCUUUAUGGUUCCCAAUUGUGGAAUAACCGACAUGGAAGACUCGGUGGUUGGUGAAUGGCUGAUGCAGCAAGACAUUCAGGAGGAGACUUUGGACAAUAUGAAUCAAAAGCGAGAGGAGUACGAGCAGCUAAUGCAGCUCAUUGUCGAGAGGACCGAACAGGCUGCUAAGGAUGCCAAGUUUGGUAAGACCACCGAUGGUAGUAAGCACCCGAAGAUCGUCAUCCCGAAGACCCCGAAGGUUGUGCCCCUCGUACCGCAAGGAAUGUAUCCCGAAAUAUAUGAUGAGUUUCUUAGUCGUGAGGAUGAGCAAUACAAGAAGUUUUUGGAGAACUACUUCGAUCCGAAACUUCUAAAUUUGUCGUCCGAGGAGAUAAAUCUUAGGGAGUAUAUGAUCAUAGGAGGAAUCUAUAACAUUACAUUCGUGCGUCGACCUGACCAAACGCAAUUCGAGAAGUUCAAUAUAGUCUUGCACGAGGAUGGUCGUGUUCUGAAAGUCAUUGCCGAUGUGGUGGCCGAAGUUGAUGGCCGAAGCUCCCAUAUUAGCGAGUUCACUAGAAUGACUUUUCGUGGCAGCCAAAUGAAACUGGGGGAUGAUGAGCUGCCGUUCUUCGUUGUCACCGUGAAGUUGCCGCCAGAUCUCUGCAGAUGGGGCAAACCGGUGGUUUGUCACUAUUUGAGAGAAGUGGAGGCACCACCACGGACACCGGACAGGAAUACUCUCGUAACGCUUAAUAUAAUCGAUCCCCAACGGAUAUCAUCUCAAUUAACUCAAACGGGAGAGAGCGGCAACCGAUCAAUUGCCAACCAGUUCAAUCCAACCCUAAGAUCAUUCCUAAAACAUAGUGUUUCCUAUGCACAUAUCCUGGAAAAAGGAAUGCCCAUCAAAGAUUUUCCUCUGGACAAGGCUUUGAAUAAGAUAGAAAUUAUGAAGUUAGAGAAAAUGUGUUUGCCUCGCAUAAUUUCUUCCUUUAAGCUACCAAGUGAAUUUACGGAAGACAAUCUGACGGCAGAAGCCCUCAAGUCGAAACCAAAUCGCUUGCUGAAAAGGACUGAAACCGAAAUGGCUGUGGAGACCAAGCCGCCAACGGAAAACUUUGAUUACGAAAUGCAAGAACGCCCCGAAAGGAUGUUUCCCAUUUUCGAAAAGGCAACCCCUUUGGAAUUCGUUCCAUCUGAAUAUUCGACCCCUACCGAUUCAACUAAAAUAACUACUGCUUGUGGAUUGUUGGCAACAUUGGAGGACAUCAAAGAAAAGUACGUGCACAAGCCCUUUCAACUGUUGGACCAAAUCGAAAUCGUACCCAAGAAGUUGGAGAAAAAAAAUGCAGAAGGCAGUAAAAGUGCUUCCAAUCUAAACCCUUCGCGUUCAAGUGACCGAAGGAGUUUCACAGAUGUAAAUGACAGAAAGAGUGUUACAGAUGCGAGGGACCGAAAGAGUAUUACAGAUGGCAAUCUUAAGUUUAAGUCUAGUGGUUCAGAUCAAAAAAUCGGAAAAAACAGAGAUUCGGACCAGCCAAGAGGUUCUGAACAUAAGACAACCAGAAGAAGUGGUUCUGUGAGCAAGCGGCGAUCGACACGAAAGUCUGGAAAGGUGGAGGACCUCUCGAAAUUUCGCCAGGAAGAAAAGGAACCACCUGUGUUGCUGGAUCACUGGACGAAAGAGCACAUUAUCGAAUCGACAAAUGACCAAGUGACCAACACGCUCACCUUCAGGACGACUCGAUUGGGCAUUUUCGGACUGGCCUUCAAACGAUACGAGCACUUUCCUUUCGGCGAUUGGUGUCUGCAGCCCAAUGAGGAUAAUCCCGAUGAGAUCAUUCUUAGCCUCGACACGUUCCAUGUGCGAAUGUUCUUCUACAUCACAUCCCAGGGAGUGCGUGGCUAUGUGACUGAUCUGACCAAGGGUUAUACGGCCAAGCCAGUUAAAUAUCUGGAGAUAGUGGAGCCGAUAUCAGACUUUCGCGUAUUGCGUAAGUUGCUCGUGGAAAAGAAUUUGAACAUCUUUGCGGAAAACGAUGCCAGCUAUUACAUCAAAAACGGUUACUUCUCCGUCAAGCAUGUGGCCACUGAGCUGCACACCUACAAUACCAUGGCCCUGCAAUGCAAGUUGAUGAAAUUCAACCGAUCCAGCUGGAAUCGUCUGGCCACACGACGCGAUAUCAUUAUGGACAUGAAGAUAGCCAAGGACAACACGGACUACACGGAGGUCACAAUGCGUAUAACUCCAGAGAAGACAACGUUUGUCAAGGUCUCCGAGAUGUGUUCGGAUGAUAUAAAAGUGGUCAAGCUUCGUUACGAGGAAACUUGGCGGAACGUUAACAACUAUAACGAUUUCGGUCAGGCCAUCCAAUCGUUGAAUCCCCAUGCCCAGGAGGGCAGUAACAAAGAAGCCAUGCUUUUUGUCUACAUCAAGAGGCUUCUGAAUGAGAUACGUCCUCUAAGUUACUCCUAGAAUCGUCGGCACUUGUGUAUAAAUUUUUCAAUAAUUCAUAUUCUCCAACUAAAGUGAUUUUUUUUCAAAAUGACCUUGCUGUCAAUUACAUUUACAAA
Molecule: messenger RNA, 3504 nt
Organism: Drosophila takahashii
Lineage: Eukaryota; Metazoa; Arthropoda; Insecta; Diptera; Drosophilidae
Molecular function (GO): microtubule binding; beta-tubulin binding
Source: RefSeq, a predicted model, not a curated record